AUGCUCGGUGGUCGAGCAAUUGGUGCCAUCAUUGGUAUUAUUUCAGCGUGUAGUCUUUUCGUUUUACUUUUUGCUUGUUGUAUCGUCUAUUAUCGUCGCUAUUUAACACGAAAAGCACGAAAUGAACAAACGAAUACUGAACAGCCACAAGUCACUAAUCGAACAGCUAAUUAUAUGUCUUCAGAUCCUCCACCAUACUCCGAAGCGGUAAAAGUUUUAAGUUUAACAUGUACUGAUGGAAAAGGAUUUGGUGGUGGAAGAGGUGGAGGAGGUUUUAAAGGUGGUUCACGAGGUGGCGGAUCAUUUGGUGGCUCAAAAGGUGCAGGGACAUUUGGUGGUUCAUCGGGUUAUGGUGGUAUGAAUAAAGUUCGUACAGGAAGUAGUUUUGGAAGUAGUGCUAGAAGUUUUGGUAUGGGAGCACUUGGUGGUGUAGCAGCCUAUUCAUUAAUGAGUUCUAUGUCAUCACACCGUAGUUAUCGUCCUGGAUAUUAUGAACCUGGUUUUGGAACUGGAUCAACGUGUAUAAAUAACGAAGAUAUAAAUGGUACAACUUUCGGAUCAUUUCGUUGUCCACUUAAUGGAUUUCCAAUGGAGGCAAGAUCUUGUUGUGGCACAUAUGGAAAACAAUUCUGUUGUAUUCCUGAUGGAUAUACUAGUGAUUCAAGACAUUAUCGUUCAAGUUUCGGUGGAAUAUUACUUGUUAUAAUAAUUGUUGCUAUAAUCGUUUUUAUUUUCGUAAGACAUCGUCGACGAAGUCAAAAAGAUGUUGUAAUGGUUCCAAUGGAGCCUCCACUUGAUGAACAACAAAGACCACCUUUUUAUAAUCCACCACCACCACCAAUGGGCUAUCCACCACCACCAAUGGGUUAUCCACAACCACCACAUGGUAAUCCAUAUGCACCUCCACCUCAAAAUUAUGAUGGAAGCUAUAAUCCUUAUCCACAGCAACAACAUCAAAUGCCAUAUCCACCUCAACAACAACCAUAUCCACCACAACAACAACCGUAUAAUCCAUAUCAAGUAAAAGAAGGUGGCCCACCAGCAUAUAAUGAUGUUAUGGUUUAUAACCAAGGAUAUCCUGCAACAAAACCAAUGUAA
Molecule: messenger RNA, 1098 nt
Organism: Adineta steineri
Lineage: Eukaryota; Metazoa; Rotifera; Eurotatoria; Adinetida; Adinetidae
Source: the annotation of a GenBank genome assembly